Molecule: messenger RNA, 372 nt
Organism: Nicotiana attenuata
Lineage: Eukaryota; Viridiplantae; Streptophyta; Magnoliopsida; Solanales; Solanaceae
Exons: 1
Coding region: 1-372 (123 amino acids)
Source: RefSeq, a predicted model, not a curated record
AUGCCGGGGCGUUCAACAACAGAAGUCAUUCACCUCGUUAGGAGAUUGAUUGAGCAGUAUAGGCAGAGAAAGAAGGACUUGCAUAUGGUAUUAAUCGACUUAGAAAAGGCGUAUGAUAAAGUUCCGAGAGUGGUUUUGUGGAGAUGUUUGGAGGCUAGAGGUGUGUCUGUUGCCUACGUUAGGUUGAUUAAGGACAUGUAUGAUGAAGUAAAGACCCGAGUAAGUACAGUGGGUGGGGACUUAGACCAUUUCCGUCAUGAUGGGGUUGCAUCAGGGGUCGGCACUCAGCCCUUUUUUGUUUGCUCUGCCGAUGGACGUACUGACGCGCCACAUCUAAGGAGAGGUGUCGUGGUGCAUGCUAUUUGCAGAUGA